UAUGCAUGGCAGGCAAAUGCGGCGUCCGGAAUGGCUGUGCACGAUGAGUGCAAAUUGAAGUUCCAGGAACUAAAAGCAAAGAGGAUCUAUCGAUACAUUGUAUUCAGAAUUGAUCAGCAACAAGUUGUGGUCGAUAAAUUAGGAGGACCUCAUGACACCUACGACGAUUUCCAGGCCAGUUUGCCAAACGACGAGUGUCGUUAUGCUGUCUACGAUUUCGAUUUCACUACCGACGAGAAAUGCCAGAAGAGCAAGAUCUUCUUUGUUGCAUGGUCCCCUGACAGUUCAAGGGUGAGGAUGAAGAUGGUGUAUGCAAGUUCCAAGGACAGAUUCAAGAGGGAGUUGGAUGGCAUUCAAGUCGAACUUCAAGCAACUGAUCCAAGCGAGAUGAGCUUGGACAUUGUCAAAGCCCGAGCCAUCUGA
Molecule: messenger RNA, 423 nt
Organism: Arachis stenosperma
Lineage: Eukaryota; Viridiplantae; Streptophyta; Magnoliopsida; Fabales; Fabaceae
Product: actin-depolymerizing factor-like
Exons: 2
Coding region: 31-423 (130 amino acids)
Biological process (GO): actin filament depolymerization
Cellular component (GO): cytoplasm; actin cytoskeleton
Molecular function (GO): actin filament binding
Source: RefSeq, a predicted model, not a curated record